Molecule: messenger RNA, 2371 nt
Organism: Dromiciops gliroides (monito del monte)
Lineage: Eukaryota; Metazoa; Chordata; Mammalia; Microbiotheria; Microbiotheriidae
Gene: HGH1
Product: HGH1 homolog
Exons: 7
Coding region: 84-1238 (384 amino acids)
Source: RefSeq, a predicted model, not a curated record
CGGCUACCUCUUAUUGGCUGUGUUGGGGCUCAUGCGGCGGGGUGACGGUAGCUGCACUAGCUACCUGAAGCCCAGGUGAGCCCAUGGAGUCCGGUCUGAAGGCAGCGGACGUGGCACAGGAGUUCGUGACAUUUCUGACCCAAGGUACCCGGCCAGACAUCCAGGCAGAGGCAGUCCAUCACGUCCUGGGACUUACAGGCUCCGAAGCCGGCCGGUCCCUGCUGGUAGCACAAACAGGGCUGCUGCAGGCAUUGGCAAAACUCUUAGAGGCCCCACCUGGGGCAGCAGCAGGGGCCGUGGGAGAUGCCUGGCGGGCAGUGGUGAACCUGUGCGCAGAACCCAGUGUCCACGACUCUCUGCUGGCUGCGCUGCCUGGGCUCCCUGUCCAGUUGCUGGCCCGGGCGCUAGCCCCAAACUGGCCCUGGGCUGGAGAGGCAGCAGCUUCGCUGGCCAACCUGAGCCGGGAGUCAGGGCCCUUCAGGGAGCUGUUGGAGAAAUGCUUGGAGUCCACCAACGACGAGGCAAAUCAGGAACCCAGCCUGGCCCUCCUGGUGACUGCCUUGACCACCCCAGGCUAUAACCCCCAUGCCCCACUCCACUACCUGGCUUCACUGCUCUCCAACCUCAGCCAACUACCAAGAGCCCGAGCCUUCUUGCUGGACCCAAACAGGCAACUGAUCCAGCAUCUCCUUCCCCUCAUCCAGUGCCCAGACUCUGCUGUUCGAAGGAUGGGAGUGGUUGGGACACUGAGGAACUGCUGCUUUGAGCACCGUUCGCACGAAUGGCUCCUGGGACCCCAAGUAGAGCUGCUUACCUACCUGCUGAUGCCACUGGCUGGCCCAGAGGAGUUCUCCGAAGAUGAGAUGGAUCGAUUGCCAGUAGACCUGCAGUACCUGCCCCCAGACAAGGAGCGUGAACCAGAUGCUGACAUCCGAAAGAUGCUCAUUGAGACCAUUAUGCUGCUCACAGCCACAGCUCCUGGACGGAAGCUGGUGAAGGAUCAAGGGGCUUACCUAGUGCUUAGGGAACUGCAUAACUGGGAACAUGACCCUGAUGUCCGGGUGGCCUGUGAAAAACUCAUUCAGGUGCUGAUUGGGGAUGAGCCAGAAGCAGGCAUGGAGAACCUGCUAGAAGUGAGUGUCCCCCCAGAUGUAGAGCAGAAGUUGCAGCAACUGGACCAGCAAGAGCAGGAGCAGCUUCGGCAGGAGCGAGAAGAGGCUGGACGGCCUGGGACCUAGCUGAUUUCUUCUCCCCAGACUGGGGCUCUGGACCCUCCCCAUCCCCCCUUGCCCCAAUCACAGGGAUCUUGUGACUGGUAGACACACCCAAGGUUGGUGUCCAGAUUGCUGUGCUGCUGUGCUUGAUAAACCAGCCUUCUUUCACUUCAAUCUUUCUUUCCUUGGGUGGGCAGAGCCUGGACUCAGAGUCCCAGCUACCUACUGCUUCUGAUGAUCCACUUCAACUUGAUGAAAAUCUGGUAAAGUCACUCCUGCCCUAAGUCAGGUAUUAGAAAUGGAUUAUGGGGGCAGCUAGGUGGCACAGUGGAUAGAGCACCGGCCCUGGAUUCAGGAGGACCUGAGUUCAAAUCCAGCCUCAGAUCCUUGACACUUACUGGCUGUGUGACCUUGGGCAAAUCACUUAACCCCAAUUGCCCUCACCCCCCCCCCCAAAUGGACUAUGAACACUCUUGGGGUGCUUACAGUUUGAGAUGUCCUGGGUGGGUGGCUAAAAAUGGAGUCCCUUGGAAUGAAGCUGUCCUAGUGAACCUUCAGGCACAAGACCAUUGGCCAGGCCUGUCUCAGAGGCAUCUCAUUCUGCUUUUGGGGAGCUCUUCCAGUUGGGUAGUUACUCCUUAGCAGAAGCUGGAAUUUGCCUCUCUGUAGGUUCUCACUAUGGCUAACGCUGCCCCUUAUUCUGGGGCCGAGCAGAGCAGAGCUUUUUUUGUAACACCCCUUGGAAUACUGGAAGACAGUUCUAAUGUCAUCGUUGCCAUCAUCUUCCUCCUCCCUACCUGAUUUCACCAGUUCCUAUGUCAUAGUCUCCAGACCUUUCACUAUCAUGGUGGACCUCCUCUUCACAGGUCUUAAUUCAUUCGUAUCCUUUGUAAAAUGUGGUGCUCAAAUCUGACCACCAAAGUCAGUCAGAGGAGUGGACAAUAGGGCCAUCCCUUUCCUAGUCCUGCACACUGUGCCUUUAUCAAUAUAGUGUUCCAUGUCAUCCUAUUGAUUUAUAUUCCCAAAUCUUUUUUAUACACACUGUUGGCUUAGAUCCAUGCCUCUUCCUUCCCCUCCUCCCUCCUGUGUGUGGUUGAUUUUUUUGAGCCCAAGACUAGGAGUUUACAUUUAUUCCUAUUAAAUGUCAUGUUGAUUCA